Molecule: messenger RNA, 3144 nt
Organism: Coturnix japonica (Japanese quail)
Lineage: Eukaryota; Metazoa; Chordata; Aves; Galliformes; Phasianidae
Gene: FBXO4
Product: F-box protein 4
Biological process (GO): SCF-dependent proteasomal ubiquitin-dependent protein catabolic process; protein polyubiquitination
Cellular component (GO): SCF ubiquitin ligase complex
Molecular function (GO): protein binding
Source: RefSeq, a predicted model, not a curated record
GUGACGCUCCACGCGGGCGCCGCUGACGGCGCAAACUCCACGCUGGCCGCGGCGGCGUGUCCUCCUCCCCGCCCCGGGCAGGGCGGGCGGAGCCGGGAGUCGCCUCCGGCCGCUGUGCGGAUGGCAGCGGAGCGCGGCGGGAUGGCGGCCGGCGGGGCGGCGGGGCGCGGCGGGCUGGAGGCGGCGGUGCGCGGCCGCCUGCGCGGGCUGCGGGAGCGCUGGGCGUUUGGCAGCCGGGAGCGAGGAGCGGCGGCCGCCGAACCGGGCCCCGCAGGCGGCGGGGAGGAGGAGGCGGAGGAAGUGAGCGCCCUGCAGGCGCUGCCGAUCGAUGUGCAGCUCUACAUCAUGUCCUUCCUCACGCCCCAAGACCUGUGCCGCCUGGGAUGCACGAGUUGCUACUGGAGGGUGGCUGUGCAGGACCCCCUGCUGUGGAGGAGUUUCUUCCUGCGGGAUCUCCCGGUUUGGACGUCUGUUGACUGGAAAUCUCUCCCAGCUGCAGAAAUUCUUAAUAAAGCCUUUUCACAAGUCGGCGAUGAAGUCCUGCAUGAUUAUAUGGCAGAGUAUAAAAAAAGCUGUCCCCAGGCCAGAAGAAGUUUGAAAUCAAGCCGCUCUCGGUAUGGUGCUGUGACUUCCUUUUUGCAGUCGCUGGUCACUCAAUCAGAACCUCGCUUCGCUAUGUUUGGGCCGGGUUUGGAAGAGCUGGAUGUCUCUUUAGUGCGAAAGAUGAUGACAUGCCCGGAAAUCCUGCUAGUAGCUGGCUUACCUCAAAGACGAAUUCACGGAAUUGGAUCAGGAGUCACUUUUCAGAUUAAUAGUAAUCAAAAAUUCAACAUUGUGACGUUGUACUCAACAACCAGCGUGGAAAGGAAGAGAGCAAGAGAAGAGCAAGCUGCUGUUGUGAAUAAGAUGUUCUACCAAGAGAACAGCAUUGUAGGGAAUCAGCAAGCUGUGCAGUACAAUGUAAUAUCUCAAGUUAAGAAGGUGUGCGAAGUAGUUGAUGGAUUCAUUUAUGUUGCUAAUGCAGAAGCUCAUAAAAAGCACAAUCGCGAGGAAGAACUGGCUCAUAUUUUGGCUAUGAUUGAUCCAGCCUUUGGACCUCCUAACAGACCUCUUCUAGUUCUGUCUUGUGUCUCUCACUUUGAUGUGGAAAGGAUUCCUUGUGUUUAUAUGGCACACCAGCUGCAACUAAAUCUGCUACCUCGACCCUGGAUGGUGCAAGACAUCGUAGCUGCAACUUUAAGUGGAUUACUAAGUGGAAUUGAAUGGCUCUUGGAGGAAGCAGAUUGUAAAAAUGCACAAUAAUUGAACUUGUUUGGCUUUACUGUAUAGAGACUUCUGUCUUCUAGCAUUCACGUGAAAUGGGAAUCUCAUCCUGACUCAGAAAUAUCAGAAAGGAGAUUUAAAUAUAAAACUAGCAUAUAUUUCAGUGCACAUAAAUAAUUAACAUUAUUAAUUAGAAGAACAAGUAAGGUUUUCUGGGUUCCCUCAGCUGAUGCAGAAUUUACUUUAUAAACGGAUCCAGGUGGUGGUUUGGUUUUUUUUUUUUCUGUAUUAAUUUCUUCUUUUAAUUUGGGGCUUUCAGAGUGCAGUCUUUCCUAAGUAUCACAGAAUCACAGAAUCACAAGGUUGGAAAGGACCUACAAGAUCAACAAGUCCAACCAUCCUCCCAUCACCAUUGCUACCACAAGCUACUAAACCACAUCUUGUAGCUCCUCAUCCAGAAGCCUCUUGAACACUGCCAGGGACAGCGACUCCACCACCUCCCUGUGCAGACAUUCUAGUGCCUGACCACUCUGAAAGAAAAUAUUUUCCUUAUGUCUAAAAGUAUAUCUGAUAAUCUAAUCUUUUCUGUAAAUAUACCAAAAACUAGGUUAAUUUAUCAGCGUGGCUGUAUUGCACACAUCACACAUUUUGAGUUAUAAAUUCAGUGAGAGCUCAGCAGUGACAGUUGUCUGACCAAAGAUAAUACACUACAUUGUAUCUUGCUGUUGGCUCAUUUUUUGUAGGUUAACAGAUAAACAGCCUAUUUUUCAGAAGAAUAUAUUUCACUCCUACUUUUUUCCUUCCCCUAGAAACAAUGCUGGGAUAAGAGACAGUGCUUAGGGGAGAAUUAUCACCCCAGAAUUUGUGGAAAUGGACAGGCAAAAUCCCCAGUGUCAAUCACUUGUUUCUUGUUUGUCAUCUUAUUUGUCAGUCUACCACCAAACAAUUUAUCUGCAGCAGAAAGCUGAAGAUGCUUAUUUUAAACUGACAUACAUGUUGCCAUGAAUGAAUAUUAAAUAAUUAAUAUUUCAGGACAUUUAUUAAGUGCAUUGUGCUCAAAUAAUUGUUGCCAUUUGCAGGUGUGAAAUAUCUGACUUGAAAUUUUCUACACGCUUGCAAGUAUUUUUCUAAAAAGGGAAACAGCACUUCAGAUAUGGAACGGUGUUUUUUGUACUGUUGUAUUUUGAGACAGUUCUGCUCCUGCUCUUCUACCUUUUAAACAAUUCUUAAUUGUUGGGUGAAUGUUGCAGAAACUUCCCUUGUGGUUUUGUGUGUAUGUUUGGGGGUGGAAGGGCUAUUUUGUUUGUAGUUUAUUUUCUUUACCUUUCUCCAUAAAAAUGUGGUUGUCUUGAAAAACCUUUUCAUAGUGCCUAGAUAGAUAAAUGGCUACACAGUGUACAUACAGCUGUAAGUCCCUGUAUCUGGCAUGUGUUCAUGCUUAACACAGCUAUUUCAGGAACAUUCCAAUUGAGAAUUCUCUCUCUCUUAAUGAAGUAGGAUAGAGAUGGGAACUGUUGUCUUAUUUUCUUUCAUAUUUAUUAUGUAUUAGCUCAGUUUUCUAGACUUUUUCCCUAACUUCAUAUCAGGACAUGUUAGGAGGGAAAAUCCAUGUGAAGCCAUACUGUGCUAAUUCUGCAACUAACUCUGCUUUAAUAGAGUAUGUGCACUUUGUCCUCCGAAAUAGGAUGCAAAACAUGGAUAACUGGAGAAAAAUUUCCACACAUUGGGUUCAUGUGAACUUCCUGCUAGUCACAGUAAUUCUGUAGUGAUCUGUCUACUGGAAUGCAACAGCCUGAUUCUGUGUUAGAUACUAUGAAUGUUUGUUUCUGCCAGAUCUUCCUUCUACUUUCUAAAGAAUAAAUUAUUAUUUUUGUAAUAGUA